Molecule: messenger RNA, 1316 nt
Organism: Polyodon spathula (Mississippi paddlefish)
Lineage: Eukaryota; Metazoa; Chordata; Actinopteri; Acipenseriformes; Polyodontidae
Product: 39S ribosomal protein L19, mitochondrial-like
Exons: 6
Biological process (GO): translation
Cellular component (GO): mitochondrial large ribosomal subunit; ribosome
Molecular function (GO): structural constituent of ribosome
Source: RefSeq, a predicted model, not a curated record
UCACAGUGAGGUACAAAUAUGGCAGCUUCCAGAACAGGCUUCUAUGGCUGUACAUUUAUCAUUUUUAGUAAGACAGCGCGCAGUAACGUUCAUCGACGAUUGUUGUCAACAUCAACCACACUUCUUAGUUUGGACAGUGGAGAUGGACAGCCACCGAAAUUCAUGCCUCCACCGAAACCCGUUAUUGUGGACAAGACACAAACAGAGAGAACCCAGAGAAGGUUCCUGAGUCCCGAGUUCAUUCCACCCAGACAGAGAACCAACCCAAUCAAAUUCAUUAUCGAGAGAAAGGAUAUGAUUCAGAGGCGAAAAGUUCUGAAUAUUCCUGAGUUUUAUGCGGGAAGCAUUCUUGCUGUAAACGUGGCAGACCCCCAUGCCAAUGGAAAAAUAAACCGUUUUGUGGGUAUAUGCACCCAGAUAUCCGGCAAAGGACUUGGAGCGACUUUUGUCCUGAGAAACGUUAUUGACGGGCAAGGGGUUGAGAUUUGUUAUGAACUCUACAACCCUUGAAUCCACCAGAUUGAGGUGCUGAAGUUAGAGAAGAGACUAGAUGAUAACCUGAUGUAUCUACGUGAUGCUUUACCAGAAUAUUGCACAAUCGACUUUAACAUGAAGCCAGUGCCUCACCCUGCAAAUGGAGAGGUUCCUGUCAACCAAAUUAAAGUGAAAAUGAAGCCUAAGCCCUGGUCGAAGCGUUGGGAGCAUCCGAAGUUUAAGAUCCAGGGAAUUCGUUUUGAACUAAGCCUAUCAGAAGAAAAAAUGAAAGAAGCCAAAAAAUGGGAUCAACCCUGGCUGGAGUUUGACAUGCUAAAGGAGUAUGAUACAUCAAAGAUAGAGAAACAAAUCUGGGAGGAAGUACAGAGAGAAAUGAGUUCUAAAUGAAGUUUAAUGAUAGACCAUUAUACGAUGGCAUCUGGACAUGUUUAGUACUGACUCUAGGGAACUGCAUACAACAGUAAGGCUUAAAUAGUUCAGGCGAUUGUGGUCUGCUCUUAAAAUGUUCUUUUUGUAUUGUAUAACUUUUACAGAUUUAGUUUUUACCUGUGUGUCAGCUAUUAAUCUUACUGUGUCCAAAUUGGGUGUGGUUAGAAAAAAAUAAUAAAAAUGCACCACACAUGUUGUCAAGAGAGCACUGUCUUUCAUAAGCAACAUGUCACAGGGGCUAUAUAGGACUAUAACGAUCAGUCUAAAGACUAAACAAAUUUCCAGUCAGUUAUGCAUAUCAUGAUAAUACAGGCUGCUGGAUAUAAAAUGUGUUGUGGAUCAAGGUUAGGGGAUCAUAAGUUAACAAGGAAAAUGACAUGUUCCCGAGUUUG